Manis pentadactyla (Chinese pangolin) is the source of this 1961-nucleotide messenger RNA. It is a transcript of the gene UTP18, whose product is annotated as UTP18 small subunit processome component. Bases 139 to 1806 code for a protein of 555 amino acids. NCBI's taxonomy places the organism in Eukaryota, Metazoa, Chordata, Mammalia, Pholidota, Manidae. Gene Ontology annotation, biological process: rRNA processing. Gene Ontology annotation, molecular function: protein binding. The record is from RefSeq and is a predicted model, not a curated record. The transcript has 14 exons. Gene Ontology annotation, cellular component: Pwp2p-containing subcomplex of 90S preribosome; small-subunit processome.
AGUGUUGAUCACGUGCUAGCAGGCCGCGCAGGCUCUUUCGGGUCCCCCCGGGCCUCGGCGGCGGCGGAAAGCCAGGGCCCUCGACGCACGCGCACUGAGGUUCCACGUGAGCGCUUGCGUUUCUUCUCCAGCCCAACGAUGCCGCCGGAACGGAGGAGCCGAGCGAGACCCGGCCGGAGAACCGGAGCGAGGCCGGACCGGAGGGCCCGAAUGAGGCCGGACCGGAGAGCCGGAGUUGGGCCGGGUGGGCCGCCCCGAAAGGCUGUUCCUUCAUCCCAGCGGAAGUCGUCGGCCCGGCCGAGCGCAGCAGCCACUGCAAUCGCAGUCGCGGCGGCGGAGGAGAGGCGGCUCCGGCAGCGGAACCGCCUGACGGUGGAGGAGGACAAGCCGGCCGUGGAGCGGUGCCUGGAGGAGCUGGUCUUCGGCGACGUGGAGGAGGACGAGGAUGCGCUGCUGCGGCGUCUGCGGGGCCCGCGGGUCCUCGGACAGGAUGACUCAGGUGACUCAGAAGUGGGGAAGGAAGCAGAAAAUAAUUUUCUACCUCAGAAGAAGCCAGUUUGGGUGGAUGAAGAAGAUGAAGAUGAGGAAAUGGUUGACAUGGUGAACAGUCGGUUUCGGAAAGAUAUGAUGAAAAAUAACAGCGAAAAUAAACUUUCAAAAGAUGAGCUUCUAAAGAGACUUAAGGAAGAAUUCCAGCAUGCCAUGGGGGGAGUGCCUUCCUGGGCGGAGGCUAAUAAGCGGAAAACAUCAUCAGAUGAUGAAAGUGAAGAGGAUGAAGACGAUUUGUUGCAAAGGACUGGGAACUUCAUAUCCACGUCAACCUCUCUUCCUAAAGGCGUCUUAGAGAUGAAGAACUGCCAACAUGCUAAUGCUGAACGUCCUACUACUGCUCGGAUCUCAUCUGUGCAGUUCCAUCCUCGUGCACAGGUUGUGAUGGUCGCUGGACUGGAUAAUGCUGUGUCACUCUUUCAGGUUGAUGGAAAAACAAACCCUAAAAUCCAGAGCAUCUUUUUGGAAAAGUUUCCAAUCUUUAAGGCUUGUUUUAGUGCUAAUGGAGAAGAGGUUUUAGCUACAAGUACACACAGCAAAGUUCUUUAUGUCUAUGAUAUGCUGGUUGGAAAGUUAAUUCCUGUGCAUCAAGUGAGAGGUUUAAAAGAGAAGAUAGUGAGGAGCUUUGAAGUCUCCUCAGAUGGGUCCUUCUUGCUCAUCAAUGGUGUUGCUGGAUAUUGUCAUUUGCUGUCAAUGAAGACUAAAGAACUGAUUGGUAGCAUGAAAAUUAAUGGAAGGGUUGCAGCAUCCACAUUCUCCUCAGAUAGUAAGAAAGUAUACGCCUCUUCAGGGGAUGGAGAAGUUUAUGUUUGGGAUGUCAGCUCUAGAAAGUGCCUUAACAGAUUUGUCGAUGAAGGCAGUUUAUAUGGAUUAAGCAUUGCCACAUCCAGGAACGGACAGUAUGUGGCUUGUGGUUCUAAUUGUGGAGUGGUAAACAUAUACAACCAAGAUUCUUGUCUCCAAGAAGCAAACCCAAAGCCAAUAAAAGCCAUAAUGAACUUGGUUACAGGUGUUACUUCUCUGGCUUUCAAUCCUACUACAGAAAUCUUGGCAGUUGCUUCAGAAAAAAUGAAAGAAGCAGUCAGAUUGGUUCACCUUCCUUCUUGUACAGUAUUUUCAAACUUUCCAGUCAUUAAGAGGAAGAAUAUUUCCCUUGUUCACACCAUGGAUUUUUCUCCUAGAAGUGGGUAUUUCGCCUUGGGGAAUGAAAAGGGCAAGGCCUUGUUGUACAGGUUGCAUCAUUACUCAGACUUCUAAAGAGAUUAUUUAAGAUCCAGUUGAGCCACAAGAGAUGCCUGUCCUGAUACAUCUCAGAAACUUGUGAAUGUGUGACAGUAUAUGGAUGAUUUAUUGAGCCAGCUGUGCUUAUUUAAUCUAACAGAAAUAUCCUAAUAAACACAUAGUAACUUUAG